Molecule: messenger RNA, 2503 nt
Organism: Mugil cephalus (flathead mullet)
Lineage: Eukaryota; Metazoa; Chordata; Actinopteri; Mugiliformes; Mugilidae
Gene: tab1
Product: TGF-beta activated kinase 1/MAP3K7 binding protein 1
Exons: 11
Coding region: 208-1728 (506 amino acids)
Biological process (GO): protein dephosphorylation
Cellular component (GO): cytosol
Molecular function (GO): protein serine/threonine phosphatase activity
Source: RefSeq, a predicted model, not a curated record
UGGAAUGCAAUUAGUCACAGUCUGAUUUCAAAACACAAUAUCACUGUUGUUACGGAUACAUUACGGUUGCAUUUAUAGUUUGUAGUCGUCUGCCAAAAUAUAGAAUAACUGCCGAAUGCACAUUCGCGUUUUACGUGCAUUUAUGUCCUCGAAGGUUGGAAUUUUGACAUUUGCGCUGAGCCGUGAACGCAACCAGUCCCGUCCAACAUGGCGGCGCAGCGGAGGAAUUUGAUGCAGAGCCAUCAGAGCUGGACCGAUGACCUGCCUCUGUGCCAGAUGUGCGGCGUCGGCUCAGCGCCCAACUGUGUGUACGGCUCUGAUGGCAAAGGAACUCAGAGCCACCCCAACGAGGACGGACACCUCCGGCUGAAAGGCGAGGACGGCUGUUUCCUGUACGGCGUCUUUAACGGUUACGACGGCAGCAGAGUGGCCAACUUUGCCUCCCAGUGUCUGACGGCAGAGCUGCUGCUCGGGCAGCUAAACUCAAAUCACACGGACAACGACGUCCGCAGGAUCCUCACACAGGCCUUCGACGUGGUGGAGAAGAGCUACUUCGACACCAUCGAUGACGCUCUGGCUGAGAAGGCCAACCUGUCCAACUACCUCCUGCCGCACAACGAGAAUCUGCCGUACCACCAGCUUUCUCCUCAGAGUCAGAAGAUGCAGGAGCGCCUGAGGGAGCUGGAGCAGGAGGUGGCGGGAGGCGCAACGGCCGCGGUGGCCGUGAUACUCAACAACAAGCUCUACAUCGCCAACGUCGGUACCAACAGAGUCCUGCUGUGCAAGUCCAGCAGCGACGGCCAGAACCAGGUCCUUCAGAUCGGUCGACCACACAGCACCGACAACGACGAUGAACUGCAGAGACUGGCCGCGCUGGGUGUGGAUUCGGCUCGGAUCAGGCAGGCGGGGCAGAUAGCGGGGCAGAGCAGCACCAGGAGGCUGGGAGACUACCGCGUCAAGUUCAACUACAACGAAAUCGACCUGCUCAGCGCGGCCAAGACGAGGCCAAUAAUCUCCGAGCCGGAGAUUCACGGCAGCCAGUCUUUGGAAGGUGUGACCGGCUUCUUGUUGCUGAUGUCAGAAGGGCUGAUAAACGCCCUGGAGGCCGCCCACGGCCCCGAGCAGGCCAACCAGGACAUCGUUGCCAUGGUAGCCGCGGAGCUGGCCCUGCAAAACAACCUGGAGGCCGUGGCCCAGUCGGUGGUGGACCGGAUCAGGCGGCUCCACCACGACGUGUUCGUGUCCGGCCGUCAGAGGGCGACCUACUGCUCCCGGCACGAGGACAUGACCCUGCUCAUCCGCACACUCAAUUACCCGCUGGCUGACGCGGCGCUCACGCCCACGCAGGGUGGUCGUAUCUAUCCCGUCUCAGUGCCGUACUCCAACAGCCAGAGCACAAGUAAGACCAGCGUCACCCUGUCCCUGGUCAUGCCGUCCCCGGGGACCCUCACGAACGGCACCAACACGGCGUCCACGCUGGAGGAAGGAACCCCCACCCCAGGCAGCCAGAGCCCGACGGCCACCCUCCAGUCCACCAACACCCAGACGCAGAGCUCCAGCUCCAGCUCGGGAGACGGGAGCCUGUUCCGGCAGAGGGGGAGCCAGGCGGCGCAGCCGGACGAGACGGGCCGGGUGCCCCCCUACGUGGACUUCACCCAGUUUUACCGGCUGUGGGGGGGCGACCACAGCGACAGCCAGAGCGCCCAGGGAGGCCUGGGCCCCCAGUGAGGAGGCGGGACGGACGGGGGGGGGGGGGGGGGGGGAGGGGACGUUCCGGCGGCACGUGCAUCAGGAGGAUGCGUUUGUGGUUUCACACACAAAAUGCUUUUAAUGUAUCGUACGUGACCUAAAGGUGCAUGUGGACGCAGAGCGGGAGGCUUUUUUUUUUUUUUUUUCAUCAUCAUCAUCCUGCUAUCGAAUGUGAGGUGAAGCCGUGAGGGGGAGAAAAAAAAAAAAAAAAAGGCGGUGUCACUACACCCCUUUAGCGCUUUUUCGCACUUGAACUUCAAACACUGUUCACAAAAUGGAGCAGACAAGGGGAGAUUUUCUGUGUCGGACUUUAUUCUCACUGCUGGAAAUGUUCCGUUUAGUUGAGGUGAGGCCUCGACAUGAAACACACACACACACACACACACACACACAGACACACAGACACACACUCUCUGGACGACAGUCUGCUCCGUUCAAACGUGGGGUUUUUACGUGGUCAUCGCUCACACUUUCGACCGGACAUUAAACGGACUUUAUCUCGUCCUCAUUCGUGUCGGAUCCUUCAGUGCAUGUGUGAAAAGGGCUUUAAAAAAUCAUGUUAGUUCUCUUCUGUAAUAUACAAAGGGAUUUGUGUGAAUAUAUGUAAUACACAUUGUAGAGAUUGUUGUCAUAUGUAAGAGCAAGAAAUUUGGUGAAUGGAUACGAACUGUUAGGCCUUAAAAUGGAGCAUUUGAAAGUAGCUUUUCCUUCUUUCUUUUUUUUUUAUUUGUAAUGAAAUAUAUCUUCACCUUGG